AUGUUCCUCGCCUUCGCUGUGUCCAAGGCUGCAGAGCAGGCGGACCAGGCGGGAGCUGGCACCCAAGGCAAGCGGAGACCUUGUUCACAGUGUGGGAGGAUGUGGCUGUACCUGGCUGCCCUGCUGGGGCUGUACUUCCUCCACCGAUGGUACCGGGAGCGGCAGACUGUGGAGAACCUCCGAGAGAAAUACGUCCUGAUCACCGGCUGCGACUCCGGCUUCGGGAACCUGCUGGCCAAGCAGUUGGACGUGCAGGGCCUGCGGGUGCUGGCGGCUUGUCUCACCCAGCAGGGCGCGGAGCAGCUGAGGAAGGCGACGUCGCAGCGGCUGCAAACGGUGAUCCUGGACGUCACCCGGACCGACAGCAUCGCCGCGGCCACCGCCUGGGUGAAGGAACAAGUGGGGGACAAAGGGCUCUGGGGCCUGGUGAACAACGCGGGGCUCGUCUUCCCCGUGGCCCCCAACGAGUGGCUGACCAAGGACGACUUCGUCAAGGUGCUGGACGUGAACCUGGUCGGCCUGAUCGAGGUGACCCUCAGCUUCCUGCCCCUGGUGAAGCGAGCCAGGGGCCGGGUCGUCAACGUGGCCAGUAUCCUGGGCCGGCUGGCCUUCUACGGAGGGGGCUACUGCCCUUCUAAGUACGGCGUGGAGGCGUUCUCUGACAGCCUCAGGCGCGAGCUCCGGCCCUUCGGCGUGAAGAUCGCCAUUGUGGAGCCGGGCUAUUUCCGCACUCCCAUGACGGAGACCCAGCGCAAUCUGGAGUGCCUGGAACAGAGCUGGCACCGCGCCCGCCCCGACAUCAAGGAGAGCUACGGGCAGCGCUACUUCGACAGCCGCCACAAGCUCACCAGAGAGAUACUCUUGACAAAACCCAGCACCAACCUCUACCUGGUCACCGACUGCAUGGAGCACGCGCUGACGGCCCGUCACCCCCGCACCCGCUACUCCGGGGGCUGGGACGCCCAGUUCUUCUACAUCCCCCUCUCCUACCUGCCCACGGCCUUGGCGGACUGGGUGCUGACCUGGACUUGGCCCCGCCCAGCCCAGGCCGUGUAA
Molecule: messenger RNA, 1056 nt
Organism: Emys orbicularis (European pond turtle)
Lineage: Eukaryota; Metazoa; Chordata; Testudines; Emydidae
Product: 17-beta-hydroxysteroid dehydrogenase type 6-like
Exons: 5
Coding region: 1-1056 (351 amino acids)
Biological process (GO): retinol metabolic process; steroid metabolic process
Cellular component (GO): intracellular membrane-bounded organelle
Molecular function (GO): all-trans-retinol dehydrogenase (NAD+) activity
Source: RefSeq, a predicted model, not a curated record